Centrocercus urophasianus (Greater sage-grouse) is the source of this 2342-nucleotide messenger RNA. It is a transcript of the gene RFX4, whose product is annotated as regulatory factor X4. The transcript is spliced from 18 exons. The record is from RefSeq and is a predicted model, not a curated record. Lineage: Eukaryota; Metazoa; Chordata; Aves; Galliformes; Phasianidae. Gene Ontology annotation, biological process: regulation of transcription by RNA polymerase II. Gene Ontology annotation, molecular function: DNA-binding transcription factor activity, RNA polymerase II-specific; RNA polymerase II cis-regulatory region sequence-specific DNA binding. Bases 1 to 2214 code for a protein of 737 amino acids.
AUGAUUUACAUGUGCGAACCACCCUCACAAGAGCACUGGAAAUGUUCAGAGAGUUGGAUUGAACGGUGUCUCAAUGAAAGUGAAAACAAACGCUAUUCCAAUCACACCUCUCUGGGGAACGUUUCUAAUGAUGAAAAUGAGGAAAAAGAAAAUAAUAGAGCAUCGAAACCACACUCAACUCCCGCUACUCUGCAAUGGCUGGAGGAGAACUACGAGAUUGCGGAAGGUGUUUGCAUUCCUCGAAGUGCUCUCUACAUGCAUUACUUGGACUUCUGUGAGAAAAAUGACACGCAACCUGUUAAUGCCGCCAGCUUUGGAAAGAUAAUAAGGCAACAGUUUCCACAGCUAACAACGAGAAGACUUGGAACCAGAGGCCAAUCGAAGUACCAUUAUUAUGGAAUUGCAGUGAAAGAAAACUCACAGUAUUACGAUGUGAUGUAUUCUAAAAAAGGAGCAGCCUGGGUCAAUGAAACUGGAAAAAAAGAAGUGACCAAACAGACAGUGGCAUAUUCACCACGAUCCAAACUGGGAACAUUACUGCCAGAGUUUCCAAAUGUCAAAGAUCUAAAUCUGCCAGCCAGUCUGCCAGAGGAGAAGGUUUCUACCUUUAUUAUGAUGUAUAGAACUCACUGUCAGAGGAUACUAGACACUGUAAUAAGAGCAAACUUUGAUGAGGUUCAAAGUUUUCUUCUGCACUUUUGGCAAGGGAUGCCUCCUCAUAUGCUGCCUGUACUGGGUUCUUCAACCGUAGUAAAUAUAGUUGGAGUUUGUGACUCGAUUUUAUACAAAGCAAUUUCUGGAGUUUUGAUGCCAACAGUACUGCAAGCACUACCCGACAGUUUGACACAGGUGAUCAGAAAGUUUGCAAAGCAACUGGAUGAGUGGCUAAAAGUAGCUCUCCAUGACUUGCCAGAAAAUCUACGAAAUAUCAAAUUUGAAUUGUCCAGAAGAUUCUCACAAAUACUCCGGCGACAGACGUCACUAAAUCAUCUGUGCCAAGCAUCAAGAACGGUGAUCCACAGUGCAGACAUCACUUUUCAAAUGCUAGAGGACUGGAGGAAUGUGGAUCUGAAUAGCAUUACCAAACAAACCCUCUAUACUAUGGAGGACUCACGGGAGGAGCACAGAAAACUCAUCAUACAAUUGUAUCAGGAGUUUGAUCACCUUCUGGAGGAGCAGUCCCCCAUUGAGUCAUACAUUGAGUGGCUGGAUUCCAUGGUGGACAGAUGUGUUGUAAAGGUAGCUGCCAAGAGACCAGGCUCUUUGAAGAAAGUAGCUCAGCAGUUUCUCCUGAUGUGGUCCUGUUUUGGCACUCGAGUGAUUCGGGACAUGACUUUGCACAGUGCACCCAGCUUUGGGUCUUUUCACCUUAUUCACUUGAUGUUUGAUGACUACGUAUUGUACCUGCUAGAAUCACUCCAUUGUCAAGAAAGAGCUAAUGAGCUAAUGAGGGCAAUGAAAGGAGAAGGAAGCACAGCAGAAAUACGAGAAGAAAUUAUCCUGAGCGAACCAGCUCCUCCAACUCCCUCCCCAGUGCCUUUCUCCCCAGCUAAAUCUGCCACCUCAGUGGAAGUGCCCUCUGCCCCCUCACCUGUCAGCAACCAGUCCCCAGAGUACGGUGGCAUAGCAGCUACAACAGGGGCUAUGCAAUCCUAUACGUGGUCACUCACCUACACUGUGACAACAGCUGCUGGGUCUCCGGCUGAAAAUUCCCAACAGCUGCCCUGCAUGAGAAGUCCACAUGUACCAUCAUCAUCUGUCACACAUCGGAUACCUGUUUAUCCCCACAGAGAAGAACAUGGAUACACAGGAAGUUACAACUACGGUAGCUAUAGCAAUCAGCACCCCCAUCCAAUGCAGAGUCAAUAUCCAUCUUUACCACAUGAUACUGCUAUCUCUGGACCACUUCAUUACUCCGCUUACCACAGAAGCUCUUCACAGUACCCUUUCAACAGCCCAACGUCAAGAAUGGAGCCCUGUUUGAUGAGCAGUACUCCAAGGCUGCAUCCCACCCCAGUGACUCCUCGCUGGCCAGAGGUGCCGGCUGCGAACUCCUGCUACACGAGCCCACCCAUGCACUCCACAAGAUAUGGCAAUUCUAGUGACAUGUACACCCCUCUGACUACACGCAGAAAUUCUGAAUAUGAGCACAUGCAACACUUUCCCGGCUUCGCCUACAUCAAUGGGGAAGCCACCACAGGUUGGGCUAAAUGAAAAUGACUGGCACCAGUGAAGCCCGUAUACUUAAAAGAGUUGUACAAACUUGAUGUUAUGUGGGACUUUACGUGGACGUUCCUGAAGGGAGGUGAAGAUGGAAAAGAUCCUGGGAAGAUAAAUGUAGU